Messenger RNA from Phyllostomus hastatus (greater spear-nosed bat), 2494 nucleotides. It is a transcript of the gene CAPS, whose product is annotated as calcyphosine. Lineage: Eukaryota; Metazoa; Chordata; Mammalia; Chiroptera; Phyllostomidae. Gene Ontology annotation, molecular function: calcium ion binding. The record is from RefSeq and is a predicted model, not a curated record. The transcript has 4 exons. The coding region runs from base 1314 to 1886 and encodes 190 amino acids. Gene Ontology annotation, cellular component: vesicle.
GAGGAGUUACUGUUAAAGGUGUCAAACAGCUACAAUAAUUGUGGUUAGAUUUUACAUUUUCUAUAGAAAAAAAAUGAUGAUUGUUAACACUUGUUAAAAAAUGCAAUGCAGUAUUUCUCUGCCUACCCAAAGAAUUUUGGACUACAAUAAGCCAUUGGAAUUUGUGCAGCAGAAUGUCACUGUGGCUUUCCAGAGCUGACAGUGUGACAUCAGCUGUGUCCUGAAUCGCAGCGCUGGGUCGGUCGUCACCCAUGAUUGGCAGAGACUCCUGAGCACGUCGCUGUGCUGUGUGCAUGACCAAGCUUUGAAAAACCUCUGACGAUCUCUGGGUCUGUGUAGGCGGGGAGGUCCCCAAGUGGGAACCACAUUUUCAGUCCUGGGAGAUCAACGUUCUUUUUGAUCCUGCUGGUCAGUGCCAUGCUCUCAGUUGGUAAAGUUGUCCAAAGUCUGGAUUGAAGGCCACCUGUGAGGGUGGCCUGGGUUCCUCUUGGAUUAUGUCACAGGGGUCAGGGCCACUUCUCUGUUUGAUACCGUAGCCCCCUGGCUCACCAGCUUGUCACAAGAAAGCCCAUCAAAUGUUUGAGAACUGAAAACCAACCACCCAAAGACUCAUACAACACAAAACACUGUCACCGGCCCCUAGAUAACCACCAGAAACCGCUUUGUGGGGCUUUACUCUGCUGUGUCCUGGCUCAGACAACACUGGCCUCAGGACCUCACUGCAUGUGGGCCUGGGCCACCUCCAGUCCUUUUGAACUCAAAUCCCUUAGCAGCUUUGGCUGCUGCCCUGUGAAAAGGGGUAGGGGGCCAGCGAAGCCUAGAGAGGGGAGGGGACCUGUCUCAGGUCACACAGGAACUAGACCUUUAGCCUCCUUCCAUCCAGGACACUGGCCUCUGCAGGGCUGUGGCUCACCCCUCCUCAUUGUGACCAGAGACCCCACUGCCCGCCCUGGGCCUGGGCCUGGCUCUGGCUCUGCCCCUGACCUGAACACUGCAGUGCUGGGCUGGGCAUGAGCAGCACAGUGGGUAGGCAGGGGUGCUGGUGAUGGUGCUGCUCUGUCCUCUGGCCCUGCCUCCCGGCAGUGUCAGGGUUACAGCUGGGGCCCCUCCCAGUCUCCAGAGCCACUGUCCCUUAGCAACAAUCCUGCCAACACUGGGCAGAACAGGCAGGAGCCAGCAGAGUGGCCAUCGGGAGAGCUCCGGGACAGACAAGGGCAGGUGGUGAGUAGGGGCGCCCAGUGUGGCUGGCUGGCCGAGCAGGCAACCCGCUCGACCGCUCUCUCACCCAGCUGCCCAGAGAGCCUGGCCCUAGCAUGGACACGGUGGACGCCACUAUGGAGAAACUCCGGGAACAGUGCCUGUCCCGAGGGGCCUCUGGCAUCCAGGGCCUGGCCAGGUUUUUCCGCCGCCUGGACCAGGACAAGAGCCGAUCCCUGGAUGCGGGGGAGCUCCAGCAGGGCCUGGCUGAGCUGGGGCUGGUGCUGGACAUGGCUGAGGCAGAGGGCGUGUGCAGGCGCUGGGACCGUGAUGGCAGUGGAACGCUGGACCUGGAGGAGUUCCUGAGGGCGCUGCGGCCCCCCAUGUCCCAGGCCCGGGAAGCAGUCAUUGCAGCUGCAUUUGCCAAGCUAGACCGCAGUGGAGAUGGCGUGGUGACUGUGGAUGACCUCCGGGGGGUGUACAGCUGCCGUGCCCACCCCAAGGUGCGGAGUGGGGAGUGGACUGAGGAGGAGGUACUCCGCCGCUUCCUGGACAACUUCGACUCCUCCUCUGAGAAGGACGGGCAGGUCACCCUGGCCGAAUUCCAGGACUACUACAGUGGUGUGAGCGCCUCCAUGGACACGGAUGAGGAGUUUGUGGCGAUGAUGACCAGUGCCUGGCGACUGUGAGCGGUGCCUUCACUCAGCCAGCCGGCCCAGUGGCAUACAACCCCCACCACGGCACCCAAGUGUCCAGCUGGGCAGCCCCAGGGGUGGGGGCUGGGAGGAUUGAGGCCACAGAACUGGUUGGUCCAAGUCUCAGAGGCCCUUGCUUGGUCAUGAGGUCCAGGCAAAACAAAGGCCCCUAGGCUUCAUGAGGCUACUUCGGAUGCCCUCCCCCCUCAAGCCCUGUCCUGCUUAGUGAAUCCUUGGCCUGUUAGCACCCCACUGUGCCCCUCCCUUGUGGCCCCUGGGAAGCCGGGAGGACCCUUGCAGGGUGUGUGAGAAUGUAGUGGGGGUGGGCAAGAAAACAGGCUCUGCACUGAAGUGGCAGGGCUUGGAAGGCAGCUGAGUUGGGUGGCCUGUCCAGGCCUGGAGUGUGGGGUAGGCCCAGGGCAGCAGGCAGGCCAGGCUGCUCGAGGAGCCUUGCCUGGGAGGCAGAGGCCAUUCCUGGCCAGGCCCUCGGGCUUCCUGAUGCCCCUGGGGCACACAGGAGGCCAGGGUGUUUAGUUAAAAGAUUUAAUGUAGUUCCCAAAUACAUUUCAUAUGACAAUCUUACAUAAAUGUUCCAAAACACA